UGCAUUUCUGCUUAAGCUUCGAUCUUCAUGAGCCAGCUAGAUCCCACUCGUCUGCGCUCAUUAUACCGACUUACCUUGCGAGCGAUAUCAGCAAGCGUUCUUCAUCAGCCUACCGCCACGCGGAACCUGAGGUUUUUGUACAGACCGAUUUUUGAAGAUGUAGUUAUGAAACUGGCUCACUCGCCAUCGCGAGAGUGGAAAGAUCAUUGGACACACACGACCGACGAAACCUUAGAGCUGUUGUACUCUUCGGCGGUGUCAAAGUGCCUAGCUCACAAAGCCAUUCGCAAUAUUUCAUGGAUAGUCCAAGGCCAUUUACGUAGUUUGUAUCCUCGAAAUUUACCGAAGUGGGACUCUAAGAAGCCCCCUGAGCGAGUGAUUACUGUGACCCAAAAGGGUGCCAAGCUGCCAUCUCAGAAAGCUUCGCAGAUAGCAGCACGGAUAGAUUACGGGCUCGGCGAAGUCAUCAAACUCGCGGAAUGCACUGGUGGCAUCACCCUUGGUCGCCUUAGGAGGUUUCGAUAGACCAUAUGGGCUGCUCAACCGUAUAGGUCUUGGCGGGAUAAAUUACAUUUAUAAAUAUUAUUAUGGUCGAUGAAACGCAUAACCUUUUCGACGAUCUUCAGUGAAACGAAGGGUAUGCCAUAAAU
Cantharellus anzutake is the source of this 650-nucleotide messenger RNA. RefSeq lists its product as uncharacterized. The coding region runs from base 28 to 525 and encodes 165 amino acids. The transcript has 2 exons. Lineage: Eukaryota; Fungi; Basidiomycota; Agaricomycetes; Cantharellales; Hydnaceae. The record is from RefSeq and is a predicted model, not a curated record.